AUGGCACGCAACGUCUGCAUCACAGCCGCCGAGGGCCAAACCGGCUUCCUCAUCGCCGAGCUCCUGCUCAAGCACCCCUUUUCGCGCAAAGUCGACUCGGUGACGGCCCUCACCAUGGACCCGACCUCGGACCGCGUCAAGGCGCUCGAAUCGCUCGGCGCCACGGUCGCGCACCACAAGCCCGGCCGCGAGCGCACCGUCGUGCAGACGCUCCAGAAGACGGGCUGCGACACGCUGUGCCUCAUCCCGCCGGCGAACGACACCAAGGUCGACAUUGCCGCCGAGCUGACCCGCGCCGCGCGCAAGGCCGGCGUCGCCAACGUGUGCCUCAUCAGCUCGGUCGGCUGCGACUAUGCCGACGAGAAGAGGCAGCCGAGGCUGCGCGAGUUCAUUGAGCUCGAGAGCCUGGUGCUCGCCAACAAGGGCGAUUCGUCUGCCCAGCUGGGCCACUCGCCUGUUGUCAUUAGGGCUGGUUUUUACGCGGAGAAUCUCUUGCUCUACGCUCCGCAGGCGCAGAGUGAGGGCAUACUCCCGCUGCCCAUUGGCGAGAACCACAAGUUCGCCCCCGUGGCUCUGGGUGAUGUUGCCAAUGUUGCCGCUCAUGUGCUCAGCGGCAAGGGCGAGCACGGGUUCGACGACAAGCAUCGUGGGCAGAUGAUGGUUGUCACGGGUCCCAUGCUCUGCGCCGGUAAGGAGCUGGCCACGGCAGCUUCCGAGGCUCUCGGGACGCAGAUUGAAUUUGAGAACAUCUCCCAAGCCGAAGCCAAAAAGGUGCUGCGAGCCCAGUCUGAGAGCGACAACGCCGAACAGCAGUACAUACUCGAAUACUACAGCCUCGUGCGAGAGGGCAAGACAAACUAUAUCAGCACGACGGCGUUCCACGACGUCACGGGAACCCACCCCACCGAGCCGACUGAAUUCUUCAAGAUGUACUCGGGGGAGUUCAAGACGGCCAAGCGUGUGAAGCGGAGUCACUGA
This is a messenger RNA of Verticillium dahliae VdLs.17, 978 nucleotides long. RefSeq lists its product as uncharacterized. Bases 1 to 978 code for a protein of 325 amino acids. The transcript is spliced from 5 exons. NCBI's taxonomy places the organism in Eukaryota, Fungi, Ascomycota, Sordariomycetes, Glomerellales, Plectosphaerellaceae. The record is from RefSeq and is a predicted model, not a curated record.